Messenger RNA from Lethenteron reissneri (Far Eastern brook lamprey), 5801 nucleotides. Its product is annotated as RING finger protein 227-like. Gene Ontology annotation, molecular function: ubiquitin protein ligase activity. Gene Ontology annotation, biological process: protein ubiquitination. NCBI's taxonomy places the organism in Eukaryota, Metazoa, Chordata, Hyperoartia, Petromyzontiformes, Petromyzontidae. The record is from RefSeq and is a predicted model, not a curated record.
GGGGGGGUGAGCGGAGGGGAGAGACAAACAGCUGGGCAAACGUGGCGGUUUAAUUAAAGGCGUCGUGGCCGAGAAAAAAUAGGGAGACCAAGACACAAAGGCCUCCUGCUGCUGCUGCAGCGUGAUCGCAGACGCCGCGCGCCCGGGAUGUGCUGACUCAUCCCCGGAGGAGGGACUGUCGGUGGUGAGACGCUGGAUCACCCUGGCCGUGGUGAGCGACGUCGUCCCGCGGUGAGCUGAAUCACCUGCAGGGGACUCCUGUGGUUCCGAGUUAAUCUGCUGGGCCAUCUGCUGAGCUGCGCCUUUAUUGUCUGCUGAGCUGAAUCGUCAUCUGGUGAGCUGAAUCGUCAUCUGGUGAGCUGAAUCGUCAUCUGGUGAGCUGAGUCGUCAUCUGGUGAGCUGAAUCGUCAUCUGGUGAGCUGAAUCGUCAUCUGGUGAGCCGAAUUCAGCAUCUGGUGAGCGAGGCUGCCUACGAGGUAUCCUCAGGGCCAUCUGCUGGAGCUGCAAUCGCCUGGUGGAGCUGCUGAUCACCACCACCGCUGCUACCCAGCCACCGCUACAACUCGGCCACCAAAGCUACCCAGCCACCGCUACAACUCAACCACCAGGAACCCCCCCCCCGCCCCUACCCAGGGGGGUGCCAUGUCGCGCGAGACCUGCUGCGAGGAGAUGGAGUGCGGCAUCUGCUACGGGGAGUACUCGCGGCGCGGGCGCUCGGUGCCCAAGCGUCUGCCCGCGUGUGGCCACUCGUUCUGCGGAGCCUGCGUCUUGCUGCUCGCGCGGCCCCAGCAGGGCAAGGGCAGCAGCAGCAGCAGCGCCCUGCCGUGUCCGCUCUGCAGGGCGCUCUCCCUCGUGCCAGCGCAGGGCCCGGAGUUGCUGUUGGCGCUGCAGGACGACAUUUCGCUCACAUCGCGAAUCGUCAGCCGGCCCGGCGGCGACGAGGAGGAGGAUGGGGGGGGUCACGUGACGGGCGAGAGGGACGACGACGGCGGCGACGAGGAGGAGGAGGAGGACGACGAGGAGGAUGAGGCUAACGAGGUGGUGGUGACGUCCCAACGCGUGGAGUUGGUGCUGCCGAAAAUCAAACUCCUCCCGCUGCGCAUGUUCAGGCGCGUGCCUUACAAGAAGCUCUUCUGAGUCGUCAUCAUCAUCAGCAGCAGCAGCUACUGCUGCUGCAUCAUCGUCAUCAUCGUCAUCAGCAGCAUCAUCAGCUGCAGUAGUAACCGCAUCAAAAGCAGCAUAAAAACAUUGUCAUGGAAUGCGCUUUUGUGUCAUCAUCAGCAUCAUCAUUAGCAUCAGCAGCAGUGUCAACAGCAGCAGCAGCAGUCUGAAGAACGACAUCAUUGUCGCAUCAUCUUCAUCAGCAGCAGCAGCACUGUAACCUCAGCAGCAGCAACAACACCAUAAUUGGCAUCAGCAUCAUCAUUAUCAGCAGUACACAUGGGGUGAUCAUCACACUCCUCUGAGUCAGUCGGCAGCAUCAUCACCAUCAUCAGCGGCGAUGCCACCUCACCGUGACCAUCUGCUACCGUGUGCUCUCUGCUCCUCCUGCCCCCUCGUGUCUCCCACCCCUGGGGGGAGGGGUGCGGGGGUGAGGGGGUGGUGGUGGGGGUAGCGAGAUAGUUGGGGGGUAAGGUCACAACGUAGGCUUGAUGCUGGACAUUAGAGCCACCACCAGCACUACCACCGGCUCCACCACAAUCACCACCACCAUCGCCAACACCACCACCCCUAGUGCCUCUACCACCUCCACCACCACAAAUGCCACAAUCACCAACGCCACCACUACCGCGUUCACCACAAUCACCGCCACCACUGCUAUCACCACCACCAUCAACAACAACAACACCCGCCAUUCGCCACUAAGCGGUGGUGAUGUCACCACAGCGCUUGUGCCACGUGAAGGCCACUACCACCAUCACAACCACUACCACCAGCAUCACCAUCCCCUCCACCACCAUAACUACCUCCACCACCAUCGUCAUUCAAUCACCGCCACGCUGUUACCACCACCACUGCCACCACCACCACGCCGUGCCUCCUGCAGCGGUACACCGACACCCCCACUCGGGUAUUGACAAAGAGUCAGCCUCCUCCUCCUCAACAAAAGCAGACAAAGGGGAACAAGCUUUCACUGCCCGCAGCGGUGAGUCCCGGAGGGAUUAGCCCACCAAUUAAUAGAGGGGUCAUCGAUUCACAGAUGACCGGUAAUCGAUAUCGAUGACCGCCUCAAGAAGGGGACCCACAGAGUCGGGUUCGUCACGAAACCCACGCUAACAUGGCGCCACGGUGGCGAGAUGUUAACUACCUCGCCUGGUACACAGGAGGUCGUCGGUUCCAUUCCGACCCUGACGCCUGCUGCUGUAUAUUUGGAGUUUGCGGUGUCUCUCUCUCUUUCUCCCCGUGGCCGCGUGGAUUUGUCUCCGGGUCCUCCGGCUUUUCCCUGCACAUUUAGAAUCAACAUCGCGCGUUUAGAGUAUUUGGCUGCAAUAACGUUUCCACUGUCAACGCUGUGGGCCUCCGUUGGCGAGAGCACGAACGGAGCGAGGAGGGGUUGGUGGGCACAGCACCCGUCGAGGGGAGGCCCAUGGGAGCUCGACACGCGCGUUCGCCAAGUGUUGGUGGGAAAAGCCGGAGGGCCCGGAGAAAAAUCCACGGGGAGAGAGAUAACAACAACAACAACGAUAACAACAACAAUGACGACGACGACGACGAGGAUGAUGAUGACGAUGUCCCCACUUCAGUUGAAACGCCCCCCCCCCCCUUACGCCUCUCCCCUGCGUCUCGUGCCCAAUGCGUGAGAGAACGAUCACGUGUCACGUUUAAAUUAUUAUUUGUAUAUUAUUCUAAGUUUACGUAGCGGGGGUGAGUGGUGGCACAGUGGUUGGCGUGCGCUGAAGCUAAAAUCUGAAGCGGACUGCCCCCUCCCCUCACCCCCUCCCCAUCUUCUUGUGCUUCACCAACCCACACUGACAGAGCGUGGUGAAGUAUGGUCAAACAACCCCCCCCCCCACCAAAAUGACUGACGUGGUGUGGGGAGGCCUUCAUUGAGCAGUGGCUUUAACAAAGGGCUGUACAUUCAAUUGUUGUUGUGAAGACUCGCAGUCUUGUUUUGCAGUAGUAUUAGAACGACAGUAUUAUUGUUACGAUUAUCGUUUGCCUUGUAAUGUUCAAUGCAAGUCGUGUGUUGUUAUUAUAAAUUGGGGGGGGGGGGGGGACAUUCUCCCCUCGUUUUGUGUCACGUCUCCGGGACUCUCCGCUCUUGCAAGCAAACCAACACCGACUCCGGCAAGACGCGGGGCGGUGAUCGGCACGAGUCCACCUCUCCCGCGCGUCUACAGGUUGCGAUGUCCAACGUUCCGCUCCGCACGCUCGUUAGCUUCUUCGGUAACUGAAGUCAGUUCACGCGCUCGCUCAAACUCCCCCCACCCACCCACCCAUCCCCCCGUCACUCACUGACUCACUCACCUGACCACUCACUCACCUAACCACUCACUCACCUAACCAUUCACCCGCUCAAUCACUCCUUCACUCAGUUAUCCCCCCUCACUCACUCACCCACUCACCUCACCACUGACUUAAUCACUCCCUCACUCAAUUACCCCCCUCACUCACUCACUCACCCACUCACCUCACCCACUCACCGAAUCACUCCCUCACUCACCCACUCACCUCACCCACUCACCGAAUCACUCCCUCACUCAGUCACCCACUCACCUCACCCACUCACCGAAUCACUCCCUCACUCAGUCACCCACUCACCUCACCCACUCACCGAAUCACUCCCUCACUCAGUCACCCACUCACCUCACCCACUCACCGAAUCACUCCCUCACUCAGUCACCCACUCACCUCACCCACUCACCGAAUCACUCCCUCACUCACUCACCCACUCAUCGAAUCACUCCCUCACUCAGUCACCCCCCUCGCCUCACCGAGGGCAAGCUCCACUCGACAAACGAAGCUGCCGUAGAAGCUCACGGCGCAUGCGCGCGAGACGUCGGCCACUUGUGACGAACAAGGCGCGUCACAAACCGAGAGCCCACGUGGGGAGCCCACGUGGGCAGCAGUGACGACGAUGACGACAACCGCCGCUAAUGCGCACGCGGGAAACGAAGUUGGUGCAGCAAUGAGGCCUUCCAGAGGCGACCGAAUUUCACAACUAAAGCAGCUUCAUGUUCUUGGGUAUUUCGGUAAAGCCACGUAGAUAGGUUCAAAGAAAAUAACAAAAAGUUACAAAAAACUAUGACGCAGUCACAAAAGCUUUAAGUCAAGAUUUAAAGCAGCUUUCUGGGCGACAAUCGAAAACGCGGGAAGAAGAAGCACCCAAAAAGUCUUGUUUACAUUUAUUCAUUCAUUGUCGCUCAGUUAUUUGGGGUUCUCGUAUAUAGUCUAAUAAUAAAUUAAAUACAAACGAACGCACCCUAUGUUUCGUUUGUAAAGUUUCGCUCCGUCUCUUAAACAACAACAACAAACUCCUUCCCAGCAGGGUCUUGCCGCAAUGCGAUGUUGUGGCGAGUUCCUUUCUGAUCGAGGGUGUGGGUAGGAACGGGUUCACCAUCCCGCCUCCUGUACUGCCACCUCACGGCCAACCGCUUCUCCCGAGAUUCCUGUUCACAACGAAUAUUUCGUGGAUGCGAACGGCCGUGCCCGAGAAUAUUGGGGGGCGGUGGUGCAGCGGUCAGCGCUGACGCUGCGCUACGAACCCGGCGGCCCGAGUUCAAAUCCCGCUCACGGCCAACACCGGUGACGAUAAUCUGAACUGGUCCUGGGCCUCCUCUGGAUCGACUCAGCCUCAAAUGAGUACCUUGUGCAGUGUUUAAACAUCGACACUGGGCAGACAAAGGCGGCCGGGCGUGGUGCUGGCCACCGACCCCUUCCAUGUGCCGUGCCGGCCUUCAUAGGUGCUCGCUAACAGCACUUGCCCCAAUACUCUGUUAAGGCUAUUGGGGGGAUCUUUGUCUUUGCCCUAGAAUGAAUGAGCCAGCCGUGUGAGUUCGGGCUUGUGGCGCACACAUCCACGUGUGAAUCCAGCGCUGUUGUGGCAGCGAUUAUUAUUAUAUACCGCAAUAUUUCAUUGCAAAUUAGAACAACAGUUUUCGCUCACUCGGGAAGAGAGAGACUCAAGCGUGAAGAACGAGGAAGGCAACGAUUGCCCUUAGAGGAACUUGGCUCAUUGGCUGAGCACAUUUUCAUGUUUACUGGGUAGCCUGAGCUGUUAGCGAGCACCUGUUAAGGCUUGUGUAACGAUGGCGUUGAUGAUGCUUGGUUAGUAGUCGUGGUGGUGGCAUCAUCUCAACGGCACGCCGCUCCACUUGUCCCUAACCACAAAUACUCAUUUGAGGCCGAGUCGACAUAGGGGAAUCCCAGACCCGGUUCGGUAACGAAGAAUGUGCCGCUGCUGUUGCCUGCGUCUCUGCCGUGCUUGAAAACACACGAACCUUCAUAACCACAGACAUCUCUUAGCUCGGUGGUUUAGCCUUACACGGACCAUAAAUAAAUGGGCAAGUGCUGUUAGCGAGCGCCUAUUAUUAAUGCUCGCGCGCGCGCACACACACACAGGGUAUAUUAUAAACGGUGCAAUAUUGCAAUACCUGUCAGAUGUGAAUAUAAACCGCGCCUGAUGAAUGUUAUGCCUUCUUAAUUUCCGGAGAAUGCGGUCAUUCAUGUUCUGCGCAUCGUCCAACUGUGAAAUGUCGUAAGCACGUGUCACCCGGCUCGCUGCGUGGAGAGAAGUCCGUUUAGCUGCUGUUGUGGUGGUUGUAGUUGUAGUUGUUGCUGUGCUUUGUUGGUUGUUGACG